ACAAAGAAGAAGAAGAAAAAAUUCAUUGUCUGACUUUGUUUUAGAGUUGUUGGAACAGAAAGAAUAUAUCAGCUAAUGUCGAAGUUUAAAGGUGGUCCUAGAAUAGUGAGGUUAGUUUCUUGCUUCUUAAGUUUUAAGAAUACGUCAAGGUUUCAUUCAAAUAACAGCAAGUGUAGUACGUGUGGGUUCUUCUAAUAACAACUUGUUCUUUUGCUGCUGAAGAAUCUAAGUAGUCUUAACUCUUUAUUAUGCAGCUAGUGAUUCAGAAAACAUCUUAAACUCCAAACUUAGUUUCACAGAUAAAGUCAUAAUCUGACUAUUUCUUUCUCUAGACACUCCAUUCUUUAACCAAGGGAGGACGGCCCACGGUCUCGAGGGAGCUUCGGCUCCAAUACGGACCCGGUUCGAAUCCCGCUGGCACUAGGGGCAAAAUUUAACAUUUGGGCUCUCCCAGCGUCUGGUGACUGAAGCAUAAUCCGGCUGAUAAAGUAAGCUGUUACAGAUACUCGCCGCUAGUUUGGACCCACUUCGAUGGAGGUCAGGAUAUACCGGAUUAUUCAAAAAAAAAACUCAUGACUUUUUUUCGCUAUAAAUUUUAAACUCGUACAAUAUGGACCUAUUUUUAACAAAACACCCAAUUAAAUGUGUUGUACCAUCUCAGAAAAUGUUUAAUACCAUAAAUAAUAUAAUCUAAAUGUUUUAUGUUUUUAGAUAAUUGUUUUUAAAUAUACUAAGAUCUAAAAUUGUAAAUCUAAAGUAUUAAUAGCCUUGUAUUUCAUAUAACUUUUUAGACCACUUUUCACAUAAUUUUUUUUAAAUGGUAGAUCUAAAGUAUGGUAAAUCUAAAGUAUUAAUAGCCUUGAAAGUCUUAUAUUUCAUAUUUUCUUAAACUAUUGUGUUUUAAAGUUGUAAUAAUAAGCAAAUGGUAUUAUACCCUAAUAUAGUUCUGAGAGUAAAGAUGAUCAACAACAUACCACAAAGUAUGACUAUUACUUUCUUAUAUUAUAUAUAACUAGAAGCCACACACGUUUCCUUAAGAAAACUAUCAUACUCGAAAAUCUAAACCAAAGUAAAGUUUAACGUCAUGGAGAUAGAGCUAGUGUUCAUACCUUCACCAGGCAUCGGCCAUAUCCAAUCAACAACGUCGAUGGCAAAGCUUCUUGUAGCCAGCGACGAUCGCAUUUUCAUCACUCUCAUCAUCAUUCCUUCACAGUUCUCCAGCGACGCUUCUUCUUCUUACCCGAAGUCCGAAUUAGACCGUCUCCGAUAUUUUCACCUCCCUGUAGGAGAUCAAACAACUCAGCAAACAUUCAUCUCUUACAUAGAGAGCCAGAAACCACACGUCAGAGCCGCCGUAUUGGAACUCACUAAGAACGUUCCUAAACGAUCUGGCUCGCGGCGCCGCCUCGCGGGGAUUGUUUUAGACAUAUUCUGCAUGUCCAUGAUAGACGUCGCGGAAGAGUUUAACUUACCGGCUUAUACAUUCUACACGUCCAACGCUUCUUUUCUAGGACUCCUCUUCCAUGUUCAGUCUCUUUACGACAAUAACAAGCUCGACGUAAGCGAGUUAAAGAACUCAGACGCUGAGUUUGACGUUCCCACUCUCACUCGUCUUUUUCCGGCAAGGUGCUUGCCUUCAGUGAUGAUAAGCAAAGAAUGGCUCCCAUCUGUUUUGGCUCGAGCUAGGACGUUGAGAGAAACUAAAGGUAUAUUAGUAAACUCGUCUGGGGAGAUGGAACCUCAGGCGCUAAAGUUUUUCUCCGACAUGAAGAGUAAUACUCCUCCGGUAUACGCGGUGGGACCAAUCUUGGACUUUAAAACCGACGAUGGAGAUGAGAAAGGGACGGAGAUUUUACGUUGGCUAGAUGAGCAACCGUCGAGAUCAGUGUUGUUCCUCUGCUUUGGAAGCAUGGGAGGGUUCGGUGAGAAACAAGUGAGAGAAAUAGCUGUGGCGCUGGAGAGAAGUGGCUACCGCUUCCUUUGGUCACUCCGACGCCCUUCUCAUUUGAGACACAUGAAUGGUUCUCCUCCCGAGGAGUUCAAAAACUUGGAGGAGAUUCUCCCGGAAGGGUUUUUAGAUAGGACCGCAAAGAUCGGGAAGAUAAUAGGUUGGGCUCCACAAACAGCUGUUCUCGAGAGUCAUGCGAUAGGAGGUUUCGUGACUCAUUGUGGAUGGAACUCGAUUCUCGAGAGUGUUUGGUUUGGUGUUCCGACAGCGGUCUGGCCUAUCUUCGCUGAGCAACAGUUCAACGCGUUUCAAAUGGUGGAGGAGCUUGGUUUGGCGGUGGAUAUUAAGAAAGAAUAUCGGAGAGAUUCUUUGUUGGAAGAGCCGGAGAUGGUGACGGCCGAGGAGAUAGAGAAAGGGAUCAAGUGUGUGAUGGAGCAGGAUAGUGAGAUGAGGAAGCGGGUCAAGGAGAUGAAGGAUAAGCUCCGCACGGCGUUGCUGGACGGUGGAUCUUCCAAAGCUGCUGUGAAGAUGUUUGUCAAGGACGUGGUCGAAAACAUUCCAAAUAAUGUAUUUUGAUGGUCGUGGAGGAGUGAAUAAGGACAUAUCUUAAAUGGGAUAAUUACUAGUAUCAAUAUCAUUGUUAAGUGUUAUCCGGUAACCAAUUACUUAUGUCCCAACAAACAACAGUUAUGGCAAGGAUUCUUGAAUUAGUGUAAUUUGUCAAUAACAAUGUCGUUAAAGUUUAAAUGGGAGUCAAGAAAAACUGUCACGAAUAAAGAAACAAUGCUUAGACAAAGGCAUCAACACACCAAAUAUAUCAUGUGAAGUUAAAACGAGUCGAUUCUAUUAGACUACAGGAUAACAAUAUUCAAUAGACAUGCAGCGUUAAAGACUCGGUUUAAAUUAGCUUCAUAUGGUU
Molecule: messenger RNA, 2867 nt
Organism: Brassica napus (rape)
Lineage: Eukaryota; Viridiplantae; Streptophyta; Magnoliopsida; Brassicales; Brassicaceae
Product: UDP-glycosyltransferase 71B1-like
Exons: 1
Coding region: 1085-2524 (479 amino acids)
Molecular function (GO): UDP-glycosyltransferase activity
Source: RefSeq, a predicted model, not a curated record